AUGACUAUGUAUGGAAGUAGAACUCAUCUACUUACAUCAUAUGAUGUUCUUAUGGGAGCGUAUAACCAGGGAAGAUCCCACUGGAUUCUUGUGGUGCUAGAACCAUCCAAAGGAAACUUCUAUUAUAUUGACCCAUUUGGACACAAAGAGAAGCAAGCAUCAAAAGCUCUGCAUAAUUGGAGUGCAUUUUUAAAUGAGAGGCAGAUGGAACAAAUUAUUUCAUGGAAAGUGCACUGCGUAGACCAUACAGUUCAAAACGAUGGAUUCAAUUGUGGAGUAUUUUGCUUAAUGUUUGCUGAAAGAUAUUUAAUGCAGCAACCUUUAACUGGAAUUGCCUCUUCUGGUCUGAUGAAAGAGAGAAGACGCAUUGCAGAAAAACUCAUGAUAUAUGAAAUUUAUCAAAAACAUGCCUGUCCUUGUUGUGGACAUGGAAUCUUGAUCAGUGAUAAAAAGAUUUCUUGCAUUUCUUGUGGGAGAAACUUCCAUAAAAAGAGCUUUUGUGUGGGAGAGGAGUAUAUCAACGAUAAUGUUGUGAACAUUCUCUGCAAGGGCUGCAAUCAAGAAAUGCUGGUUCAGGAAGAAGAGAGCAAAGUUUGUAAAAUGGCUGACAAAGAAGAUGCUUCCGACAUAUUUUUUUGUGGAACAUGUCAUACUCAUUUCACAGAUAUCGAUGCCUUUAUUCAACACAAAUUGAACUGCCCACCAAAAUCAAAUUCACGGGUGAAGAAUCAGAAGUUGGAUGAUGGUAAGAUUGAUAUGAGUUUACAAGUGAGUUCAUCAACAUUGUCACCAGAAGUAUCAGAACUAAACUCUGCUGAAGCAGAUUCCGAGGAAGAAGAUGCAUUGUCAGCUCCUGAGAUAAUUUCAAAGAAGACUGUUGGUGAUAAAAAAAAAGAACCAAAAAGACCCUGUCCAUUUUGCAUGAAGCUGCAGUCCUCAUUAACAAAACACAUACAAAGAUGUCACAAAAACGAAGAGGAAGUUAAAGCUGCAAUGAACCUUCCAGGACUAGAAAGGAAACGUGCAUUUAGAAGCAUGAAAAGGCAAGGAAUAUUUAAAUACAAUGCACACAUAUUGAAGUCAAAGGAUAUAAAUGAGGAAUCCAUGAAAGAAUUGUUGAAAGAAAGGGAUCAAGGCACUGACAAAGAAUUAGCAAUGUGUUCACUCUGCAAGGCUUUUAUCAGCAAGAAACUAAUGUACAAACAUGUCAGAAAUUGUAAAGUUGCAGAGGAGACUACCUCACCUCCUACUAGGGUGGUAUUGAGAGUGCUUCAAGAACAAAGUUACCCACAGGACUAUAUUCAAUUCUUAGAAACAUUUCAUAAAGAUGAGCCAGGACAAAUUAUAAGAAGUGAUGAAUUUCUGAAAGAAUUUGGACAUGUCGAGUUUCAAAACUGGAAGGGGUCAACUAUCAAAGCAACAGAAAAGUUGAAUACCUUAAGAUCCAAAUUAAGAAGAUUAGCCAGGCUUUUCAUUAAUUUCAAAAGUAUGGCUUUAGAAAGUGGCAUAGAAUUAAAGAGCUGUGCUGAUAUGUUUAAAGUAGGUACUGCUAAAUUGUUUUCUGCUGCUGUUCAAAAAAUGACAAAUUUUGACUCUGAAGUAGAUGACCUAAAAUGUGGACUGAAGGUGGGAUUAAAAUCUUUGAUAGUUGAAGUUUGUGAUACACUGUAUGCUACCUAUUUGAUAAAGAGAGAAGAACUUUUGGCAAAAGAAGUAAAAGAGUUUCAGGAAGUGUUGAAAGUGUACUGGAAGUAUUUUUUCAUCACAGCUAGAGAGGUGCUGAUGAAUAAGAUGCACAGCCAGUCUAGAGCUCCUACACGUCUGCCUACUAUUGAAGAAUACCAGAGGUUGCGAGACUUUACAAAGGAAAAAAUUACAGAAAUAGUCGAGGAUAUUUAUACACCAAUGAAUCAGGGAAUAUUUUGUAAUCUAAGGAAUUUGAUAGCCUGUAGACUUACAUUAUUUAAUGCAAGGAGAGGAGGAGAGGCAACGAGAUUGACAAUAUCAGAGUUGGAAGAAGCUUUUAGUAAUAAAUGGGCAGACAAAACAUUUUUCCAGAAAAUCGAUGAAGAUAUUGAAAAACUAAUGUGCAAAAUAAUAUGUGCUUAUCUUCAUUCAUCCAAAAAAUUAGAACUUGUAUCAGUAAUAAUACCAGAUGACUGUUGGAAAGGACUUGAAAUGCUUAAAGAUGUUGAGAACAGAAAACUUGCAGGUGUUCAUCCUAAAAAUAAAUUUAUCUUUGCAAAUACGGAAAACUCAUUAGAUCAUGUGAAUGGAUGGCAGAGUGUUCAUAAAGUUUGUAAAAAUGCCGAAAUGAAAAAAAAUAUAACUGCAACUGAUAUGAGGCAUUACGUAGCUACUUAUUAUGAAUCCCUGGAUGUAUCUCCAGAGGAAAGGGACUUUUUUAUACGGAAGCACUUGGGACAUUCAAAGUUCAUUAAUGAAAAUAUUUACCAAUGCCCACCAGCUAUAAGGUUAAUGGAAACUGCAGGGAAAGUCUUGUUAACAUUGGAUUCAUAUGAAGGUAUGCACUCAUUAUAA
Molecule: messenger RNA, 2541 nt
Organism: Saccostrea echinata
Lineage: Eukaryota; Metazoa; Mollusca; Bivalvia; Ostreida; Ostreidae
Exons: 11
Coding region: 1-2541 (846 amino acids)
Biological process (GO): DNA recombination; DNA integration; proteolysis
Molecular function (GO): cysteine-type peptidase activity; DNA binding
Source: RefSeq, a predicted model, not a curated record